Messenger RNA from Salvia splendens (bonfire salvia), 2207 nucleotides. RefSeq names its product probable tRNA (guanine(26)-N(2))-dimethyltransferase 2. The transcript has 13 exons. Bases 144 to 1934 code for a protein of 596 amino acids. The record is from RefSeq and is a predicted model, not a curated record. Gene Ontology annotation, molecular function: RNA binding; tRNA (guanine) methyltransferase activity. Gene Ontology annotation, cellular component: nucleus. NCBI's taxonomy places the organism in Eukaryota, Viridiplantae, Streptophyta, Magnoliopsida, Lamiales, Lamiaceae. Gene Ontology annotation, biological process: tRNA N2-guanine methylation.
UAGUGGGCGGUUGGUGUUUUAUUUCAAAACCUAAACCUUGCCUUGGAGUAAUUAUUCAUAACGAAUUCCUUAUUGCAGUUUCUCCUCAGCAGUGCACCAGCAAGCACAGGCUCGGGUAAUCAUUAAUUUUGGUUGUUUAAAAUAUGGCCGCCGUCGGUGAAACUAUCGGAGAUGAAGAGAAGCACCAUACGGCCGCUCCAGAAACGACAUCAUCGUUCGAUAUCAAUGAUUAUACGAUUGUUAAGGAAGGAGAGGCUGAGAUUCUAAUGAACGUUAAAAAUCAAGUCUUUUAUAACAAAGCCCAGGUUAAUAACAGAGACAUGUCUAUUGCCGUUUUGAGGACGUUUAUAUCGAAACGCCAGCAAGAGCAUGAAGCUAGGUUGCUUUCCAAGAAAAUGAAAAUUGAAGCCAAGAAGGUUGUUGAACCUAUUUCUGAACCAGAAGCUAUGGAGCACGAUGAAAAAUCUAAUGGGGGAUGUGACAUCUCUCAAGACAUAUCUCAAGAUGAACCUUGUAGCAUCUCGGAGAACCCAGCAGCCAACCAUGGGAGGAGGGUCCAGGAAGAUUUAAAGCCGCCACGAGUUUUAGAGGCAUUGUCGGCCUCUGGUCUUAGAGCUUUAAGAUAUGCUCGUGAAGUUGAGGGGAUUGAGAAAGUUGUGGCUCUCGAUAAUGAUAAAGCUUCUGUUGAAUCUUGCAGGAGAAAUAUUAGAUUGAAUGGUUCAGUUGCAUCUUCAAAGGUGGAGUCACAUCUUGUUGAUGCUAGAGUCUACAUGCUUACACACCCUAAAGAAUUUGAUGUGGUUGAUCUUGACCCUUAUGGUUCGCCAUCUAUUUUCCUUGACUCUGCUGUUCAAUCAGUUGCUGAUGGAGGAAUAUUAAUGUGCACAGCAACAGAUAUGGCAGUGCUUUGUGGGGGCAAUGGCGAGGUUUGCUAUUCAAAAUAUGGAGCUUAUCCAUUGAAAGGAAAAUAUCACCAUGAAAUGGCAUUGCGCAUCCUUCUUGCGUGUAUUGAGAGUCACGCAAACCGCUACAAGCGUUACAUCGUCCCCGUGCUCUCUGUUAAAAUGGAUUUCUAUAUACGAGUCUUCGUCCGUAUAUUCACCUCUGCAAGUGCAAUGAAGAAUACUCCUUUGAAGUUGUCUUAUGUUUAUCAAUGUGUUGGCUGUGAUUCCUUUCAUCUUCAAUCAAUUGGAAGGACUGUCUCUAAGAAUACCAGUGUUAGACAUCUUCCUGGAUUUGGUCCUGUUGUUUCCCAAGAAUGCAGUGAUUGUGGCAAGAAAUACAAUGUGGGUGGGCCCAUAUGGUCGGCUCCAAUCCAUGAUAUGGGCUGGGUUAAUUCAAUUCUAGCAGAUGUGAAGUCUAUAAAGGAGCGGUACCCUGCUUUUGAUCGGAUUUCUGCUGUUUUGACUACAAUUUCUGAGGAGUUACCAGAUGUUCCACUGUUCCUGUGUCUGCACAACCUCUGCGCUACAUUGAAAUGCACAUCUCCCUCUGCAGUUAUGUUCCGUUCUGCUGUGAUUAAUGCAGGAUAUCGCAUAUCAGGAAGUCACGUAAGUUCGCUAGCUAUGAAAACAGAUGCUCCUAUGGAUGUCAUAUGGGAUAUCAUGCGCUGCUGGGUGAAAAAUCAUCCUGUGAAAGGUCAGUCACCAGAUUUGGCGGGAAGUGUAAUCCUCACUAAGGAACCUGUUCUGCAGGCUAAUUUUGCACGAGCUGUUGCUUCCCUUAGCAAAGCACAGGUGAAGAAGGUUGCAAGAUUUCUCCCCAACCCCGAGAGGCAUUGGGGGCCCAAGGUCAGGGCAGGUCGUCGGAUUACGAGCAAGCACGCCUCACUUGUUGGUGCAGAGGUAGUGAAAGGGCUACAGAAGCUCGAGGAAGGUGAGGACGAGCCAGCAAGCAAACGUGAGAAGACUGAAGAAUCCACUCCUAAUUUAUGAUAAUAGGACAUUGCCUUGGCCGUAGCUCCUGAGAGUCAAUCACUUGACCACCGAUUAAUUCUCGUCUGCUGCAUUUCCUUUGCAGAGAGAUUUAUGCACAAGAUUCUCAGCCCAUGAAAUUCAGCAUUUCCGCCACACAACAUCAGUUUUGUUCUCUUUUUAUCCUUCUCUAUUACUCCAUUUCACUCUCCAACUGCACGUAUGUUUUAUAUUUUCUUGGUUUCGUCUUUGUUAUUGACGAGUUGAAACGAUAAAGAAGUUUUGUUUGUAUUA